CUUUACCUCUAACACCUGACCUUUGCUUUAGGUUGAUCUGCACCGUUUCCCGACAAUCACUGCCUGCCUAAGUAGAAAGAGCAUCGCUCAGCCGCUUGUGUCGACCUACUGCCAAUAAGCUCAACUGACUUUGCCUCGCCUUAUUACUUCAAGCUGUUUCCGUGCGCUCCCUGGGCUGCUUUUCACACACAAUAGCAUUAUGCAGAUUCUCAACAACCCCCUCAUACCAGAGAAGAUGGAGUCACUCGACCGCUCUCCCUCGCCUGAGUUUUCGCCCUUGGCCAUCGGCGAAGACUUCACACCGCUCCCCACCUACAAGGCCGCAACUACGUCAGCCUAUGACAUGUCCGGCCUCCUGUCAACUCCCCUUCAACUCCAUGAAGAUCUCGCCUCGGGAUGCGGCGGUCAAACCUGGCCUGCAGGCAUGGUGCUUACAAAACACAUGCUGCGCUACCACCGAGAGAACCUCAAGGGCGCGAGAAUACUUGAGCUGGGCGCCGGCGGCGGACUCGUCGGACUGGCUGUGGCUUUAGGUUGUGGAUUGCAGGAAACGCUGUACCUCACAGACCAAGACGAGAUGUUCGAGCUGAUGGAACGGAACACCAAGUUGAAUGGCCUCGAAGACAAAGUUAAGCCCAUGAUCCUGAACUGGGGCGGUCCGCUAUCACAAGAGGUUGUCGAUUUCAAGCCCAAUGUCAUUCUGGCAGCCGAUUGCGUCUACUUCGAGCCGGCAUUCCCACUUUUGCUGGAGACUCUGACAAACCUGUUAGCGUUGGAACCAGACGCGAUUAUCUACUUCUGCUUCAAGAAGAGGAGACGUGCGGACAUGCAAUUUCUCAAGAAGGCACAAAAGGCGUUCCUGGUGACGGAAAUUGUCGACGAAGAUCGCCCUGUCUUCAGCAGAGAGGGCCUGUUCCUCUACACUUUUGCAAGCAAGAAGCCGACUUCAAACGGGAACCGAAAGUGA
Molecule: messenger RNA, 967 nt
Organism: Colletotrichum scovillei
Lineage: Eukaryota; Fungi; Ascomycota; Sordariomycetes; Glomerellales; Glomerellaceae
Exons: 3
Coding region: 200-967 (255 amino acids)
Source: RefSeq, a predicted model, not a curated record